AUGAGGCUAAAUCCGUUUUUCCUAAUAGCCUUCCUACUCCCAUUCCUUGUCUCGGUUUGGGGAGAUGCUGUUUCGAUGGAGGCCGAAACCGACGACAGCGGCAGACCGCUUUUGAGUGAAGUCAAAAACAAAAACAUUCUACCGUUGGACUUACGUUCGCUCCAAGAUUGGAGACUCACAGACUUGCUACUAGUCAGCGACAUUGAUGGCAAUCUCCAUGCUGUGGAAAGAAACACUGGUGCUUUUCUUUGGACGCUACCGCUAGACGAACCGUUGGUUCGGGUCUCUAGGAACAAAUUCCCCAGAAAAGACCCAGAGAACAACACAAACUUACUUUGGCUCGUCGAACCUUAUCAGGAUGGGUCAUUGUACUACUUUACACCUCAGUUUGGUCUAAAUAAGCUCCCUACAUCCAUCAAAAAUUUGGUCAUGGAAGCCCCUUUCUCCCUCAGCGGCGACAACAAGAUAUACACCGGUGUCCGCAAGACAUCCUUAUACACAAUUAACAUGCGUACGGGCGAAGUGUUGAAUCAGUUCGGAUCUGCCGACGAGAGUUUCACCCAACUUCCGCCCGAGCUGCAAGAAAACACAAUCAUGCUCGGAAAGACGACAUAUGAGUUGCUGGUCCACUAUAAAUACGACUCAAGCGUUGUCUGGAACAUCACUUACUCUUCAUGGGGUCCCAAUAACAUCGACAAUGACUUGAUCAUGCAAAACGGCCAAUCCAUUGAUGAUCUAUAUUUCACUCCUUUCCAUGACAAAUCUUUGUUGGCUAUCAACAAGGGUAGUGGAACCCCUCAAUGGAUUUGCAGAUUGCCUUCGUUGGCCGUUAAUGUGUUUGACAUCUUCAACAACGAGCAGAACUCAAACCAAUACGUUACAUUACCGCAUCCACUCAAGGUUUUGAACGACUUACAACAGCUUGACGAUGCGCAGAAGGAAGCGUCCAACAACGAUCUCUGCUUCGUCAACAAAACAGCGAACGGUAAGGAGUGGUUUGCAAUGAGUUUCCGCAAUUAUCCCACGCUUCUCAAGUCGGCACCAAUCGCACAAUAUCAGAUGGCACUCUAUCAGUUUGCAACGGGUACUCUAGAUCGCCAGACUCAGGAUUUCCUUUCGCGGCUCAACGUGAGUCGGGAAGAUGUUGAACCGUUCAUCAACGGUGUUCACAAGAUCAACCAUCUUUCUCCUGAUUCUAUGUAUCAACCGCAUCUGCAAUUUCGCAAGGAAGAAUACCUUGGAAUAGGAGACGGCUCUGAAUCAACAGGAGGAAUAGAAAAGGAGCUGAAACAAAUGCCACAUAUGAUUGAUGGAAUACUAUUCCCACAAACGCACGACAAUCCUGGCCUGGGUCUAGCCACCAUCGACGAGAGAAGAAAGGAACUUAUGGCCAAUGACAGAAACUACCCCACUGGACUCCCUGCAACUUAUCCCCAAGGCGACAUUUCAUUAGUUGCACCUGAGAGCAAUCCGACGAUCUCUUUCCUCAGACGUAUCGCAGAAGAUCUCUUAGUGCUCGGUAUUUUGCUUGGUGUACUUUUCAUGGUUGGUAAGUUUGGGGGAUUUUUGCAAUUCACGACAGGAAACGAAUUAGCCUUGGUCGACAAGGCGAAUGACCUAGAAGUGACUAUUCCAUCAACUGAAUUGAAGCAUCCCAAGGUCGUCGACGACACAGUCGAAAAACCGCUUCCUGACAUACCCACUGAACCAAAGAACGUUGCAUCAGAGGUGCUGGAUGCCACUGAAAGCAAAGCUAUUGGGGAGGUAACUGAGAAGAAAGUGAGAAUUGUCACCGAUGAUGAGCAUCAGAAUGAAGCUCCUGCUGAGAAUGGCAUUGAUGGGGCAGUUAAUCAAGAAGCUGACCCAAAUAUGCCGACAAAGAAGAAGAGAAAGAGAGGUAGUCGAGGCGGGAAAAGAGGAGGAAAAGGCAAGAAGAAUGUCGAAGCCAAAGAUGAUGAGGAGCACAAGGACGAGACAUUUGAAAACACCCAGGUGGCUAGUGAUGAGUCCAGUGUUGAUGACUCGGAGCCUAUUGCGACAAAAUCGCUAGUGAAGCAAUUUAACAAGAGGCCCAGUCUAAACAAGAAGUUGCAGAUCGAUAACAACUUGAUCAUUUCUGACAAGAUAUUGGGCUAUGGUUCACACGGAACCGUCGUUUACGAAGGAACUUUCGAAAACAGACCAGUCGCCGUCAAAAGAAUGCUUCUUGAUUUUUAUGACAUCGCAAAUCACGAAGUCAGGCUCUUACAAGAAAGUGAUGACCAUCCCAACGUUGUUCGUUACUUCUGUUCUCAAUCGAGUGAAACGGAGAAGUUCUUGUACAUUGCGCUUGAGUUGUGUGUGUGUUCUCUCGAAGAUCUUGUGGAGAAACCAAAGGUCGACAACAGUGCGUUGAAGCUCGAUCAGAAUCAUAAAAAUGAAGUCUUGUUGCAACUUGUCAGUGGACUUCACUAUUUGCAUUCCCUUAAAAUUGUCCAUCGUGACAUCAAGCCACAGAAUAUCUUGGUUGGUGACUCUACACGCAAGAGUCACGCCAAGACGCUAGCGGCCUUCAGGCUCCUCAUUUCAGAUUUCGGUUUAUGUAAGAAGCUUGACGCCGAUCAGUCUUCGUUCAGAGCAACUACGCAGCACGCUGCAUCUGGUACCUCCGGAUGGAGAGCUCCCGAGCUUCUCUUGCAUCAUGACCUUAUUGAGAUUUCCCCCGACACUGUAUCGUCACUCAAUUCUACUUCCAAGCAUUCAAUCAAGGAUGGAAGUGGCUUGCUGAAUGGUUCAGGCAAAAGACUUACAAAAGCGAUUGACAUAUUUUCCCUCGGUUGUGUUUUCUAUUAUAUAUUGACUUGUGGAGGCCACCCAUUUGGCGAUCGCUAUUUGCGUGAAGGAAACAUUGUGAGAGGCGAAUAUGAUUUGUCUGCUCUCAAGCAACAUUGUCCGGAUGACUGGGUGGAGGCAACUCAUUUGAUCUCAACAAUGAUAUCCUUCAACCCUAAAGCAAGACCUGAUACCGCUGCAAUCAUGAAGCACCCAUACUUUUGGAAUCACAGCAAGAAAUUGGAGUUUCUCCUCAAAGUGAGCGACAGGUUCGAGAUUGAGAAGAGAGACCCACCCAGUCCACUUUUGCUUAGCUUGGAAGACACAGGUCAUGUUGUACACCAAGGCGACUGGCUCGCCAGGUUUGAUCAGGAGUUUAUCGACAACUUGGGAAAGUACCGCAAAUACAACACAGGCAAGGUGAUGGACCUUUUGAGAGCAUUCCGGAACAAAUACCAUCACUUCAACGAUAUGCCUCCUGAGCUACAAGUACAAAUGAGCCCACUUCCCACUGGAUUCUAUUCUUACUUCAACAACAAGUUUCCGAAGCUCCUCAUGGAAAUUUACCGUGUUGUCGACGAUGAAGGUAUAAGAGACGAGCAUAUUUUCGAGAGUUUCUAUCUCUAG
Candidozyma duobushaemuli is the source of this 3438-nucleotide messenger RNA. RefSeq names its product bifunctional endoribonuclease/protein kinase (gene IRE1). Gene Ontology annotation, cellular component: IRE1-TRAF2-ASK1 complex. Bases 1 to 3438 code for a protein of 1145 amino acids. Gene Ontology annotation, molecular function: RNA endonuclease activity; ATP binding; protein serine/threonine kinase activity. The record is from RefSeq and is a predicted model, not a curated record. NCBI's taxonomy places the organism in Eukaryota, Fungi, Ascomycota, Pichiomycetes, Serinales, Metschnikowiaceae. Gene Ontology annotation, biological process: protein phosphorylation; intrinsic apoptotic signaling pathway in response to endoplasmic reticulum stress; IRE1-mediated unfolded protein response. The transcript is spliced from 2 exons.